CGCCGAGCGGGCCGCGCGGCGGGGCGCGGGGAGCGGCGGCAGCGGAGCCGGAGCAACAUGGCGCCGGUGGGCGGGGGCGGGCGCCCGGGCGGCGGGCCGGCCCGAGGGCGCCUCCUCCUGGCGGCGCUGGUGCUGCCGGCGCUGCUGUGGGCGCGGGGGGCCCGGGGUCAGGGCAGCCCCCAGCCGGGCACGGUCCUGGGCAUGAGGCUGGCGAGCUGCAACAAGUCGUGUGGGAUGAACCCGGAUGGCAUCAUCUUCGUGUCCGAGGGCAGCACGGUGAACCUGAGGCUGUACGGCCAGCGUCUGGGCGAUAUCUCCAGCAACCUGAUCUCCUUCACCGAAGUGGACGACGCCAGCACCGUCCACAACUCCUCCAACUGCCUCGAGCUCACCAAGGACCUGGUCGUCCAGCAGCUGGUCAACGUGAGCCGCGGGAACACGUCCGGGAUGCUGGUGGUGUUCACCAAGUUCCUCCGGAGGAGCGAGAACAUGAAGCUUUAUGCGCUGUGCACCCGGACCCGGGUCGACGGGCCUUGGCUCAAGUGGACAGACAAGGACUCGCUGCUCUUCAUGGUGGAGGAGGCUGGGAGGUUCCUGCCGCUCUGGCUGCACAUCCUCCUCGUUUUGGUGCUGCUGGUGCUGUCGGGCAUAUUUUCUGGCCUGAACCUGGGGCUUAUGGCCCUGGACCCCAUGGAGCUGCGCAUCGUGCAGAACUGUGGCUCGGAGAAGGAGAAGAGGUAUGCCCGCAAGAUAGAGCCCAUUCGGCGCAAGGGCAACUACUUGCUGUGCUCCCUGCUCCUGGGGAACGUGCUGGUCAACACCUCCCUCACCAUCCUCCUGGACAACCUCAUCGGGUCAGGCAUCAUGGCUGUGGCCUCCUCUACCAUUGGUAUUGUCAUUUUUGGGGAGAUCUUACCUCAGGCCCUGUGCUCCCGACAUGGGCUGGCAGUGGGUGCCAAUACCAUCGUUCUCACCAAAUUCUUUAUGCUGCUCACCUUCCCCCUCAGUUUCCCCAUCAGCAAACUCCUGGACUUUUUCCUGGGCCAGGAGAUUCGCACUGUUUACAAUCGGGAGAAACUGAUGGAGAUGUUGAAGGUGACAGAGCCCUAUAAUGACCUCGUGAAAGAGGAGCUAAAUAUGAUCCAGGGUGCCCUGGAACUGCGGACCAAAACGGUGGAGGAUAUCAUGACCCAGCUCCAAGACUGCUUUAUGAUCCGCAGUGAUGCCAUCCUGGACUUCAACACGAUGUCGGAGAUCAUGGAAAGCGGCUACACUCGCAUCCCUGUGUUUGAAGAUGAGCAGUCCAACAUUGUAGAUAUCCUCUACGUCAAAGACUUGGCCUUCGUGGACCCCGAUGACUGCACCCCCCUCAAGACCAUCACCCGCUUCUACAACCACCCGGUACAUUUUGUCUUCCAUGACACCAAGCUGGACGCCAUGCUGGAGGAGUUCAAGAAGGGGAAGUCCCACCUGGCCAUCGUGCAGAAGGUGAACAACGAGGGCGAGGGCGACCCCUUCUACGAGGUGCUGGGCCUGGUCACCCUGGAGGACGUCAUCGAGGAGAUCAUCAAGUCCGAGAUCCUGGACGAAUCGGACACGUACACUGACAACCGAAGCCGGAAACGGGUGUCUGCGAAGAACAAGCGCGACUUCUCGGCCUUCAAGGACGCUGAUAACGAACUCAAAGUGAAGAUCUCACCCCAGCUGCUUCUGGCUGCCCAUCGCUUCCUGGCCACAGAGGUGCCGCAGUUCAGCCCCUCUCUGAUAUCAGAGAAGAUUCUGCUGCGGUUGCUCAAGUAUCCAGACGUCAUUCAGGAACUCAAGUUUGACGAGCACAACAAGCACUCGGCGCGCCAUUACCUGUACACCCGGAACAAGCCGGCCGACUACUUCAUCCUCAUCCUGCAGGGGAAGGUGGAGGUGGAGGCAGGCAAGGAGAACAUGAAGUUCGAGACGGGCGCCUUCUCUUUCUAUGGGACCAUGGCCCUGUCCUGGGUUCCCUCUGUUCCUUCCACCCAGGCCGGGUGUCCGCCUGGCAAGCGGAACUCGCUGCUGUCCUGGCUCUCAGACCGCUCCCCAUCGCACGCCAUGCCCCUCAGCCGCUCAGCCUCCCUCAGUUACCCUGAACGCAGCACAGAUGCGUCCACCACGUCCACCCUGGGAACUGGCAGCAACCAGUUUGGCAGCUCCAUCCUGGGCCAGUACAUCUCGGACUUCAGUGUCCGGGCGCUCAUGGACCUGCAGUACAUUAAGAUCACGAGGCAGCAGUACCAGAACGGGCUGCUGGCGUCCCGCAUGGAGAACGGGCCUCAGUUUCCCAUGGACGGGUGCACCACCUGCACCGAGAACUCGGCCGAGAAGCCCGAGAAGCCCGAGCUGCCCGUGGUGGACGAGACCACGACUCUGCUCAACGAGCGCAACUCCUUGCUGCACAGAGCCUCCCCCGACAACGCCGUCUGACAGCAGGGCCCGGGGCCCCGCCCGCCCCGCGGGGCCUCCCCAGUGGGCCACACGAGAGAGGGAGCCUUUAGGCCAGGGGUGCGGAUUGCCUGUUGACCGAGCAGCCAGGCGUCCCGCCCGUAGGGAUCCGACUGCUGACUGGGACCUCUGAACAGCUCUGAGGUGGCGGCUGCCCAGCCCUGGACUGGUGGGCAGUGGGCCAGCCACCUGAGCAAAGGCUGUUUUUUACUGAGGAUUUCUAAACUAGGCUCAUUGCUCCUUUUUUUAAAAUAUCAUUUUGGGAAGGGAAGACAGGGUUAAGGAACUUUAUGUUUAAAAAAAAAAUGUUUUUUCAAAAAAAAAAAAAAAAAAAGAAACUUUAGAAGGGGAAGGGUCCCCACCCUGGAAGCAAUAGCCAUAAUCUUCUCCCAGCCGCGACCUUCCAGCAUAAGCCCCUGCCUCAGGGAGCCCACCCUCUCCUGCAGGGUGGGGGCCAGCGCCUGCAGGAGGAGGUGGCUGGUGCAAGGACAGCUCUUCAGAAGCAAGGAACCAAGGCCUGAGGUCAGCUGCCUGAACAGUGCACACCUGGGGCUGACCGUGUCUGGGAACUUGACCAGGGGACAUGAUGGCCCUGGCCAUGGAGAGGAACCCGUCUCCUGUCACUGCUGGACCCAGGAACCUCUCAGAAAUUCUGUGGACGGGCUCUCCCGGUGAGUCAGGGCUAGCUGAGGACUCUCCUCCCACCUCCCGUCUCUCCUUUCCAAGAACCCCCACCUUGUAAUGGGGCCGAGGCGCCCUGCUCCCCAGGCCUGUCCCCACCUUUACCAAAGGUUCCCCCUUGGGGGGCAGGGCAUCUGUGCCAGGGAUUGCCUGUCGGGGUGCUCCUCUUGGAUCUGGGGGCGAAUGCGGCCGCAGGCUUCCGUGUUGUAGCAGUGUGACCACUCCUCCCGCCCUCCAGAGGAGCCGCGGCACAGCUGACCCGGGAGGCCAUCCUCCCAGGCUCCCUGCUCCUCUCCAAGCCCGUCCCUCUUGGGGGCUGGGCACAAGAGAACAUGUUGAAGCCAGCAGGACGGCUCUUCACGCCCUUCCCUGUGGCUGACUGAGGCUCACCUGACCGUGUUGGCUCCCUGUGGGACCCCAUAAGUGGGGUCACUGGGGAGGGGCUCUGGGGAGAGCAGGGGUGUAUCCCCAUCUCCUCGUGCUGUGUGGGCUCGGGCGCUUGCGCUGAAGCUGGUACUGGGUGGGAGCCUCACACGCCACGGGAAGUCCCACCCAGAGCCCAUUCGUCAGGCUGUCGCGCCUGCUCCAGAGCUCCUGGCUGCCACCGUGGGGAAACUGGGACCAAGGGCCUCGUCAGCCCUUCUGUCAGGAGGCACAGGAGCCGGGGCACCAGAUCCAGGUGGAAAGCUGCCGGCCUUUUGCCUGAGUGGCGUUUAUUCCCUCCUUUCCUCAGCCAGGGCAGGCCUGUCACCAAAAGUGCUCUGCUCUCCAGGCACCUAGAGAACCCUAGCUCCCGGGACCAGGGAGUCCCUGCACCAGGAACGCCUGCCCCAGCCCAUCCGAGGCCUCCCGGGCGCAGGGUUUACUCCUGAAGUCCGGGGAGGGUGCAGAUGCCUGCAGGCUCUCAAGCAGAAGGGAAGGGGGCAGCGGCGCUCUGAUCCCUUGGGGAGCCCUUCGUGUUCUACAGAAGCAGCUUGGCUCCGAGCCCUGCAGGAGCUGGCAGGCUCGUUCCUGAGCCCGGAGUCCAGGUAGAGCAGAGCGCCGGCCCAACCUGGCGGAGCAGGCACGCACACUUCCACAGCUACCUCUUUGCACACAGUUGCUCCCAACAGGUGGCCCCCGCCCCUUUCUAAUCACUCCCUGAAGAGGGUCAUGAUCGUUCCCAGAUGUCACCAGUCCACUGAUGUCCUCCUCCCAGUGCAAUUUCUCACUUCCUAUUCCAACCUCUGGUUCCUGGGCUGAGCCAUACCCUGGACCCGGCCUGCUCUGCUUGUCUUCCUGGGUCAGGGAGACCUUGGCAUGUGGCAUCCAAAUGGGUAGGCGAGUCACAGCCACCAUAGCAGAUAACUCCUAUUUAUUUUGCAUAAGAUUUUAAUUUGUAUAUUUUUGUGAUUUAUUUUGGCGUUGUUAUGAGUGUGACUCUCGGGGAGUUUUGUUGUUAUGACUCUUGUGUCUUUUGUCACAAAACAAUGAUAAUAUUUGCUAAACAAUAUACGGAAUUUAUUUUUGAUUGGUAAUAAAAAAAUGAAAUACA
Sciurus carolinensis (gray squirrel) is the source of this 4693-nucleotide messenger RNA. RefSeq names its product cyclin and CBS domain divalent metal cation transport mediator 4 (gene Cnnm4). Gene Ontology annotation, cellular component: plasma membrane. Gene Ontology annotation, biological process: magnesium ion transport; magnesium ion homeostasis. NCBI's taxonomy places the organism in Eukaryota, Metazoa, Chordata, Mammalia, Rodentia, Sciuridae. Gene Ontology annotation, molecular function: sodium ion transmembrane transporter activity; magnesium ion transmembrane transporter activity. The coding region runs from base 58 to 2460 and encodes 800 amino acids. The record is from RefSeq and is a predicted model, not a curated record. The transcript is spliced from 8 exons.